Molecule: messenger RNA, 779 nt
Organism: Oncorhynchus keta (chum salmon)
Lineage: Eukaryota; Metazoa; Chordata; Actinopteri; Salmoniformes; Salmonidae
Gene: ift27
Product: intraflagellar transport 27 homolog (Chlamydomonas)
Exons: 7
Coding region: 134-694 (186 amino acids)
Cellular component (GO): Golgi apparatus
Molecular function (GO): GTP binding; GTPase activity
Source: RefSeq, a predicted model, not a curated record
UUUCUGCUCAGGUUGCUAGGAAACGCGUCGUGUCCAUGUUGCCGAGGCGGAAGGAAGAUUCUGUAGCGUAAAAUUAAAAACACAAAGCAGUUUUGAAGAUUCUGCUAAUAUAUUUAUUUGUUUGUACGCUGCCAUGGUGAAAUUAAGAGCAAGGUGCCUUCUUGUAGGAGAUCCAGCAGUGGGGAAAAGUGCUCUCUCUCAGAUGUUCCGGAGUGAUGGUGCACACUUCCAGAAGAACUACAGUAUGACGGCUGGAGUGGAACUGGUUGUGAAGUCAGUGAACAUCCCAGAGACCAGCGACAGUGUGGAACUGUACAUCUUUGACUCUGCCGGGAGGGAAACCUUUGUUGAAGCAUGUGAGAAGUUGUGGGGCCAGCCGUCUGUGUUGUGUCUGGUGUUUGACGUGAGCAGUGAGCUGUCAUUCACUAACUGUGGUCGCUGGCUGGAGAGGGUCAGGGCCCACUGCCAGGGUCUGCACAUCCCAGGUGUGUUGGUGGGUAACAAGUCGGACCUGUCCUCGCGGAAGGAGGUGGAGACCUCGGUGGCCCAGGAGUGGGCCCAAAGCCAGGGGCUGCAGUACCACGAGACGUCCGCUAAGGAGAUGGAGAACUGUGAAGCUCCCUUUCUGAGUCUAGCCCAGCUGUUCCACGCUCUCUACCAAGAUAGACUACAGACCAUACAGAAUCUGGCCUAACAUUCUAUAACCUGGCCUAACAUUCUAGAACCUGGCCUAACAUUCUAGAAACUGGCCUAACAUUCUAGAAUCUGGCCUUACAUUC